ACCGGCAAGCAAUUUUCCGUGAAUAAUGUUUGAUAGUUGCUAAGUGAUAUGAUAAAAGAUUGUAAGUUCUGUCAAUUAUUUGACGUCUUAACUUUAAUGUGGAAAUUAUAUCGAUUGAUUUAAUUGAUUUUACACGAAGGAAAAAGAUUUAUUUAUGUUUUUCGAUACUUUUACAGUGCUAAUGAAUAAUACAGGAAACAAUUAAUUUUUGUAACAAUAUAAAGUGAGCAAUGAACAAUACCGAUCGUAACGUUGAUGAGGAAAUUGAAAUGAUUGAAACACAAGGCAGUGGCGAGCCUGAUAAUACGAGGAAUGUCAAUUCCAGAAAUCUUUUUUUGCAACAAAGAAUUUUCGCUCAUCAUGCACGUCAUUUGCCGUCCAGAAGAAUAGUGGCACUGGCGAAUGGGAGAAGUGAAGGUUUAAAUGAAAUUUCCUCAUUCAUUCCACAAUUGACGUUGAGGAUAAGAAAUUUACCUUUGGAGGAUCAUGCAACAAUGAUAGCGAAUCAUAUUGAACAAAAUGACGAUCUUAUGCAAAAUGAUCCACAAUCGGAGCAUCUUCGAAGUGAAAUUUUACGAGACAUGCCACAAUGUUUAACUGUCAAGAGAACAGUGAAGGCAAAAUUGAGUUUCAGUGCUAGUCAAAAAUUAAAGAAGAAACCUGUUGGAUAUUUAAAACGACUCAAAUAUAGAAUUAGCAUGUCUUUCACAAAGUUCAAUGUGGCUUUACGUGAAAUAUGUUCAGAAAUGGAAUUGUGGUAUCAUCCAAUAAAAUCGAUAGAAGGACAAUUUGGAAGUGGAAUAGCGACUUAUUUUAAGUUUCUACGAUGGUUGUUUCUAAUUAAUAUAAUUACGUGCCUAUUAAGUGUAUCUUUUAUAAUUAUACCACAAUCUUUAAUUGGCACAAAAUUAGACAAUUCUUUUCGUUAUUUAGAUCUACUACUUGGGAAUGGAUUUCUCACGAAUUCGUUAAUGUAUUAUGGAUUUUAUUCAAACCAAAGUAUAAAAGUGAUGCCUGCCAAUACGUAUCAUAUUCCCUCGGCAUAUUUUUUGACUUUAGGUUUUUGUUAUUUAUUCACCUUUGUUCUUCUUUGUUGCAAAGUGGCGCAAUCGUACAGAAAAUGUUUUAUCGAAACAUCAGGAGGAAUUUAUAAUCAGUAUGCAAUGAAAAUUUUCUGUGGUUGGGAUUUUGGUAUUUCAUCAUACAAAGCUGCAAAAUUAUGCUCAUCAUCUUUGCAUAGAGAAUUAAAGGAACUUCUCAGUGAAACAGAAAGUGACAUUGAUUUAUCAUGUUUCACGAAAUUCUUAACAAUUGCCAUUCAAAUUCUAAUGACAAUUUUUGUCCUCGCAAUGAUUGCUAGUACCGGUGGAUUAUUAUGGAUUUUGCUCAAUCAACAUAAAGCGGAUGUGAAUAAUGUCUGGUCGAUUUUAAUGGUGCCUCUAAUUGUCACUGGAAUUAUAAACAUCUUUCCUUCCCUCAUUUCAUGGCUUGCAAAAAUGGAAAAAUACAGUAACGAUAGAAUAACAUUGUACGUGACGAUAAUAAGAAUGUACACAAUGACAUUGGUCGUGAUUGGAACACUGUUAACAUAUUGGAUAACACGUGGAAAUUUUGAUUGUUGGCAAACGCAAUUGGCGCAAGAAAUUUAUCGACUGAUUCUCCUUGAUUUUAUAAUAUCAGUCAUUGGUGUUUUAUUGGUUCAAAUGAUACGUUCAAAAUGUUGUACAAUAGCAUUUGGAAAAAAUGUUUGUUCACCAAAUUUUGAUAUUGCUCGAAAUACCAUGAAUUUAAUUUACAAUCAAACAUUAUUUUGGGUGGCAUUCUAUUUCAGUCCAAUGAUGUCUGUUAUUAUUGUUCUGAAAAUGAUGUUGACAUUUUAUAUUAAAAAAUUUGGACUCGUCACAUUUUGUGAACCACCAACGAAACCAUGGCGUGCCGCUCAAACUCAAACACUUUUCUUGGCUUUGGCUCUAUUGGGAAUGGUUGGUUCUUUAAUUGCAUUGGGAUUUGUUACGAUUUACAAGACAACCGGCGAUUGUGGUCCAUUUAAUGCUCAUAAUUUUAUUUGGGAAGUUUUCGCUGAAGAGAUUUUAUUGGUUAAGAGGAAUAGUGUUGUUUGGUCGAUUUGCGAGCAAUUUGUCGGCGUUGGAUCAAUGAGUGUUGUUCUUGUAAUUAUGUGCAUCUCUGUUUACUAUGUGCGUGCGAAGGCCAUAGCCACGAAAGAAAUGGUUCAAAUUCUACGUGAAAUGUUAAUUAUGCAGUCACGUGAUAAGGAAUUUUUACUAAAAGGAUUUACUCAAUUUUCCAAAAAUGGUUUGCGUAGUUCAUUGCGUGAUCAACAGAGAGAAAGGUCUUUUAGAGAGAAAAAUAAAGAGAAUACUUCUCUACGUGCUGGCCCAUCGAAUGCCGAGUAUUAAUUUCCAAAAAAAAAAAUAUCUAUAAAUAAGUGAUGAAAACAAUUAAAGACUGUAUUUAGCCAAAUUUAAGAAUUGUUAAAUAUUUUACAAGUUUAAAUUUAGUUUUUAUUUACAAAUUAUUAAAUAAUUAAAUUAACUUUUCGUUUAAACAAAAAGUAAAAUAAAUUAUAAUUUAUAAUAUAGUUUAUUGUAAUUUAUAUUAAUUUAUUUAAUGGUUAUUUCCGUAACUAUGACGAUUCAUUGAUCAAACAGUAUAACUUAACCUUUUGACACCUGAUUUACGAGUAAAUUGAAAAUUACUCCCAACAAUUUUAAAGUUAUUUCCAAAAAAUGUGAUAAAUAUUUU
Molecule: messenger RNA, 2763 nt
Organism: Leptopilina heterotoma
Lineage: Eukaryota; Metazoa; Arthropoda; Insecta; Hymenoptera; Figitidae
Product: transmembrane channel-like protein 5
Exons: 10
Coding region: 231-2417 (728 amino acids)
Cellular component (GO): plasma membrane
Molecular function (GO): mechanosensitive monoatomic ion channel activity
Source: RefSeq, a predicted model, not a curated record